Messenger RNA from Dovyalis caffra, 1044 nucleotides. The record is from the annotation of a GenBank genome assembly. Lineage: Eukaryota; Viridiplantae; Streptophyta; Magnoliopsida; Malpighiales; Salicaceae.
AUGGAGAUCUCAGGUGUUAUAGCCCGUCAGCCACCCUGUUUCUCUGGCGGUGGACUUGGCGAUCCUCAGACUCGCUGCGAAGUUUCGAUGAGACCCAGAAGAAUUUUAAAUGGAUUUGGGGUUGUAAACAAGGAUCAUACAGGAUUUAGAGAUAAAGGGCAUUUGAAGUAUUACUAUGGAUCGGAAGGAUUAACAGUGAGGUGCGGAGGGAAAAAGAAAGACAAAGAAACAUCAAGUAAGAAGAAGUUGAAAUUGCUGAGAGAAUUGUCUAGGGACUUGUCUGUUCCUCAUAAUGGUUUGGUCGGUGAUGUUCAGGCCAGCCUCAUCUCUGAAGCAACACAAGUACUGAUGAAACAGUUACAGCAGUUAAGAGCUGAGGAGAAAGAGUUAAAGAGGAAGAAGAAAGAAGAGAAGGCCAAGCUGAAAGCUGCAAAGAUGAAAACCAUGCUUGACUGUGAAUCAUCAUCAUCGUCUGAAUCAAGCGAUAGCGAAUGUGGGAAGGUGAUUGACAUGAACCGUUUGAGAAAGGAAGCAGUUGCAGAGCCGGAGAUUGGUGAAUUGCAACCAGUUGCUGAAGCUGAGCCAACUUCAAUCCUCCCGUCCUUGCUGACCCAAGAAUCGAAUACUACAGAGAUAAAUGGGUUUCAUGAUCGCGUUUUAGGAAUUCUUGGAGGUCAAAGCACCGGUUGUAUCAACACUGUUAGGGUUAGUUGUAAUGAAACAAGUUCCUCAAUGACAGCAGGAACAUCUGCCAAGAAAAUUGAGGUUUGCAUGGGUAAUAAGUGCAAAAAGUCAGGAGGUGUAGCAUUGCUUGAAGAAUUUGAUAGGACAGUUGGUAUAGAGGGUGCUGUUGUUGGAUGCAAGUGUAUGGGAAAGUGCAGGGAUGGUCCUAAUGUGAGGUUGUUGAACUCUGGUUCUGUGGGAGUGGAUGAUUCUAUAAGGACUCCGGCUAAUCCUCUCUGCGUUGGCGUUGGUUUAGAUGAUGUUGAUGUUAUCGUGGCCAAUUUCUUUGGGAAAGAGUUGAGUGUUGCUCCUGCAACUUAG